Fulvia fulva is the source of this 483-nucleotide messenger RNA. RefSeq lists its product as uncharacterized. Lineage: Eukaryota; Fungi; Ascomycota; Dothideomycetes; Mycosphaerellales; Mycosphaerellaceae. The transcript has 2 exons. The coding region runs from base 1 to 483 and encodes 160 amino acids. The record is from RefSeq and is a predicted model, not a curated record.
AUGGUCGACUUCUCCGACUCCACGACCCAAUACGCAGCGGGCGUCUCCCUCCUCGCCCUAAUCGCCGCCUUCCUCAUGGUCCAACCCACCCCCCUCGUAAAAUGGCUCCAGAAGAAGAAUUACCAAUACGAAGUGACGUUCUCGCUUUACAUGUUGACGCCCACUGAGAAAUUCGUCUUCAACUCCAUCCUCUUCCUAACCCUCUCGAUGUUCCUAAUCGCCACAAUCGUCUACCUCCCGGGCCACGUUAAAUUCCUGACGCUGCGCGCGUACUAUUACAUGUCCGGCGACGCGGCGCUGGUGACGAGUAGCAGGCAGGCGGCUGAUAAGUUGAUGGGGAGCGCGACGGGGGUGUUGGAUGCGGCGACGGGGUGGUAUCAUGCUGCGAUUAAUGGGUCUGCGACUACGGCGACGGCGGGGGCGGUGCAGGAGGCUGUUACGCAGGUUGCGGAGCGGGUGAAGGAGGUGGUUGGUGAGGUUUAG